Molecule: messenger RNA, 2939 nt
Organism: Sesamum indicum (sesame)
Lineage: Eukaryota; Viridiplantae; Streptophyta; Magnoliopsida; Lamiales; Pedaliaceae
Molecular function (GO): protein binding
Source: RefSeq, a predicted model, not a curated record
CACACAAUCAUAGCUCUCAAACUCUCGUUGCUUGGGCUAUCCAUCAGUUCACGGAUAUCGAGUUAUUUCUGCUUUUUACAUUUUUCCAUCUUUAGUUUCAUUCUUUCACAAUUCGACCCCUUAAGUUUCUACUAAUUCCACUUCCCCCUCUUUUCCAUUUUUUUUUAACGGCCACUCCUCUUUACUUCCGUUGUACCCAGCCAACCCCUUUGAUCUCCCUGCUUCAAUUCUACCCCGUAAAACUGAAUCAAAUCCAUGUUUUUAUAUUGGAAGGGAUAAGCACAUUGCCUAGGGCUCAAAAAGUUGGUUUCUUGCAGUUGGGAUUCAGUUUUUUCAUGGGUUGAACUCAAGAAACCAUGGAUAGCUUCAUCUACGACGACGGUGAAUCUCAAUUUUUCGAUGCUCAGGAGUACAUUGCUCAAGAACCUGAUAAUGGUUGCUCGUCUUCUAGAAAUUGGGGGUAUGAUGUGUGGACUCAUGCUCCUCAGAGUGUUAGAGAGCGCCGUCGGAAGUUCAUUGGAUGGAUGGGACUUAGCCCAGGUGAGUUUGGAGGAGAAAAUUCUGUAGAUAUGUGCGGCAGCAGUGAAGGUUGUUUUUCCAUGGGAUAUUUUCAUAGAAUUAUGGAGGAUAAUGGGGCUGUGCUAAGAACCUCAAGUGUUGAAGAUGAAUUUUCUUCCAGCCGGUCCUCUGUCUCAAGUUGGAAUACCGAUGAUUUGGAUUUGUCUCAGGGAGAGGAUUUGAGGGAGUGUCGAAACGGGAAUGUGAGAUUUCAUGGUGAGAUUGAUUGUAAUGUAGAUGCGAUGGUGGAAAAUGAGAGGCUAUCAUCAGCUGGUCCUCUGUCUCAAUUCUCUCCCUCAGUUCAGCAAUUUGUGCGAAGGGAAAUUGAGGUUAACGUGAAUACACCAAGAACAAUGAAAAAUAGUUGGCUGAGUAAAUUUCGUUCUGUGACUUGUAUGAGAAGUGGAAAUGUGAAAGAUGAUAAUGUGGGAUCGGAUGGUUUCUGCCAAUUACAGGGGACAAGGAUCCGGAGAGUUAGGGUUCGCCAUUGUCGGAGAAGGGUGAAGGAAAUUUCAGCCCUUUUCUCUGGACAAGAUAUUCAAGCCCAUGAGGGGUCAAUUAUCUCGAUGAAAUUCAGUCCUGAUGGACAGUACCUGGCUAGUGCUGGCGAAGAUAAGAUUGUCAGAAUCUGGCAGGUGGUGGAAGAUGAGAGAUCAGAUAGAAUCGACGUUCCAGAUGCAGAUCCAUCAUGUGUGUACUUCUCAGUGAAUAAUCUAUCUGAAAUGGGACCUCUAACGGUCGAAAAAGAUAAAGUUAACAAAUCCAAGAGUCUGAGAAGAACACAAGACUCAGCAUGUAUCGUCUUCCCUCCAAAAGUUUUCCGAAUUCUUGAGAAGCCAUUGCAUGUCUUCCAGGGCCACAGUGGGGACAUCUUGGAUCUUUCGUGGUCGAAGAACAAUUGCCUGCUUUCAUCAUCAAUAGAUAAAACUGUUCGCUUGUGGCGGGUUGGAGUUGAUCACUGCCUCAAGGUUUUCCAGCAUAGUGAUUAUGUGACCUGCAUUCAAUUUAAUCCUGUGAAUGAUGAUUACUUCAUCAGUGGUUCAAUAGACGGGAAGGUUCGGAUUUGGACUAUUGAUGGUUGUCAAGUUGUUGACUGGGCUGAAACACGGGACAUUAUUACUGCUGUUUCCUAUUGCCCCGAUGGCCAGGGUGGUAUUGUUGGCUCCAUUACAGGCACCUGCCGGUUUUUUGACUUAUCAGAUAAUCACCUCCAGUUGGGAACGCAGAUGUGCUUAACCAAUAAGAAAUCUCCCUGCAAAAGAAUAACUGGCUUUCAGUUUCUAAAACAAGACCCGAGCAAAGUACUGGUUACUUGUGCUGAUUCAAAAGUCAGAAUUAUCGAUAGGAUAAAUAUUAUUGGGAAAUACAAAGGCCUCAGAAAUACUGGGAACCAGAUCUCAGCUUCAUUUACUGCUGAUGGAAAACAUAUCGUCUCAGCAUCUGAUGAUUCAAAUAUUUAUAUAUGGAACUAUGCUGAUCAAAGAGAGUCUUCUUUCUCGCAAUCCAAAGCCAUCAGGUCUUUUGAGUGUUUCUCCUCUGAUGCCUCCAUUGCCAUACCCUGGUCCGGUCUGAAAACCGGGAACUCAGAGGAGGCUCUAAUCCAAGAAACGUCAACUAAUACGUUGCCGUUCUCAUCGUCCGUUCAUUUCUCUUUAAGCCAAGAGAAUCUCUUAGGUUCCAGCUCAAAGGGAUCCGCCACUUGGCCAGAGGAGAAGCUCCCCGCCUCAACACCUCAAGCUUCGACACCUCCAAUGAGCAAAUCCCAGUAUAAACUUUUCAAGGAUUCUUGUCAGAGUUCGUCCAGUUCUCAUGCGUGGGGCCUAGUUAUUGUUACUGCUAGUUGGGACGGCAGGAUUAGAUCAUUCCACAAUUAUGGGUUGCCGGUGCCCCUUUAAGACAAGGUGACCAAAUCACUGAAAAUGUUGGAUGUUAUCUCUUUCAAAACGCAGCUUUCAAAUGUGAUGGACUGUGUGAUGUGCUAGGCUGGCACAUAGAAAGCCAGUUUUGGCACUACUGGAACUGUUGUCUUAAAUUUGGUCCUUUUCGUUGCUGCAAAACUCAUUGAAGUUUGGAUGGGCAACGACAGUUGACAGGAGUCCAGAACGUGCAGAUUGUAACGUGGCUCUGAUCAAGAAUUGGCUGAGGUAGGCUUAUCAGCAAUGUGGCGUAAGUAAAUGAUAUUCUUUUGUUUGUUUAUUCGUAAAUGGCUUGUCGAACUUGUACCUGUACAAGUUGCUGCACUUGGUGAAUACCAGCUUUUAUAGCCCAGGGCGAUUCAGCAACAGUUAGAAUUAGAAGGGUUGAUAGAGAUUUUGUUCUUUCGGCGAGAUGUAUUGUAAAUAGGGUGUAGUUUUGUACAGAAUUGACUCGUUUUUCACUCU